Messenger RNA from Bemisia tabaci, 5184 nucleotides. RefSeq names its product thioredoxin-related transmembrane protein 1. The record is from RefSeq and is a predicted model, not a curated record. Gene Ontology annotation, cellular component: endomembrane system. NCBI's taxonomy places the organism in Eukaryota, Metazoa, Arthropoda, Insecta, Hemiptera, Aleyrodidae. Gene Ontology annotation, molecular function: disulfide oxidoreductase activity.
AUUCUGUCUCUGUGUUCUGUAAUUUAUUUUUUGUGUGUUUUUGAAGUUUGAAGUUUCAUCUAGGUACUUGGAUCUUUGACUCGGCUUUUCGCUAAUACAUAAGAAUUAUCAAGUCAUGGCCCUGUUUAAUUGGCAGUACUUUUUCUUCUUUAUUUUAGUUAGUUUAAGUGAACACACCGGUCUUGCAAAAACACAAAUAUUACAGCUAAAUGAAGAUAACUGGGAGUCUAUGCUGACAGGAGAAUGGAUGGUCGAGUUUUUUGCACCCUGGUGCCCUGCCUGUCAAGCAUUACAAACACAGUGGGAAGAAUUCGCGUCUUGGAGCCGAGAUUUAGACAUCAAAGUUGGGCAAGUAGAUGUCACCAAGUCUCCGGGAUUGAGUGGAAGAUUCAUGGUCACAGCUCUUCCAUCCAUCUUUCAUGUCUUAAAUGGGGAAUUUAGACAAUAUAAAGGUUCCCGUGAUAAGGAAGCCUUCAUGACCUUCAUAGAGCAGAAGAAAUGGGAGCAGGUAGAUGCUAUACCAUUCUGGAAAUCACCUGCAUCCUUGCAGAUGUCAGCUGUCGCCAAAUUCUUCAGGCUCUCUCAAAUUUUAAGGAUGGUGCAUACACAACUCACAGAGGAGUAUGGUGUGCCAAUUUGGUGCUCUUACUUAAUGUUUGCUUUUGGAACCAUCUUUAUUGGAGCUUUGCUUGGUUUGAUCCUAGUCUUUAUUCUUGACUUUAUCUUCCCACCAAAACCUGCAGUCUUGCCCAAAGGCAGAGCUUCUCAAGGCGGUAAAGGUGGAAGCACCGAGGAAUCUGAUGAUGAACUAGCACAAGAAGAGCUGGUCGAUGAACAAGCGAAUCCAGACACGAGUCCAUCGGUGAAAAAGCGAAAGGCCCGCAAAGCUGAUUGAUUUUCAUGGUCUGUCGAAUGGAGUCUCUCUCAGUUUUUCAUUUUUUUAUAUGUACUUCGUAAUUUUCCUCUUUUUAUUUUUGACUCACAAUGUUUUUUGUCAUUCAUUGAUUUCCUUGCAUAUUAAUCUGCUUGACCUUUGAUACGAUGUUUAAAGAAGAGAAGUUCAUAUCAAUGACUGAAGUCGAAAAUGCGUACCUCCAUCAUGUUUCAAAAUCUCGGAUUGUGUUUGCUUUUUCUCAAUGAACUUAACUAAAAUUUCUCUUUGAGAUUUUCUGUGAAUAUUUUUUAAUGAAUGAAGAAAAUUUCAAGAAAAAAUACUGAUAAGCUUUCUUUUUAAAAAAAGUAAAACAUGAGCAGCGAUUUGCACAGUCGCGAGCAAAGUUUCACAUUUUCUACUUUGGUCAUAGAUUUUUAUUUCCUUUACUUUUCCCAGAACUGGUCUUUUUCUGAACGUGAAUUUCAGUGUAAUUAACAUCACAAAUAUGUUGAACACUGAAGAUGUUUAAAAUUUUCAGCGGUUUUUACUUAAGUUUUAUUUUAUUUUUUUUAUGAAGACAACUCUCGUGCCACUUUAUUGAAGUAUACUUGAAUAAUUUAGAAAUCGUUUGAUGUGAAAAUCUUUUGAGAGUUUCACUCCUGUCUUUGAAGCUUCUCAGGAAUCUACCGAGAUUUUUUGUUAUGUUGAUGUUAAUUUUGCAACCAAUUCUUGGCUCCUGUGCCGAGGAUCAAAGUUUUGAAGUUGCUCAACUAAAGACAAAGCUAGUCCCCAUCUUCCGGAAGAAACUCAUUUGAAUCUCCUGAGGAUGUGUCUUGUCGCCAUGAGAGUCUUCUACCCUAGUCAUUUAAUUAUUCCCUUUAGAAGUAAAGGAAAGGGUAAGUGGAAAAUAUAACGCAAUAGUUAAUGUAAAAAAGAACCGAAUGUUGCUCUGAAAAACGUCAAGUUAGGAAGGGUUGAUAAGAAUUGAAAUAAAGAGCCCACAAAAUCACACACUCUAAUUCCAUGCUUACCUUGUUCCAUAAAAGUAUUGUGUUUUUAUUUUUGCAAAUUUAGUACCCUUCCAUCCAAAAGAAAUACUCUUGCAUGGUUUUUUAAUCUUCGGAGGAAAAAAAGACCCUUCAACAUCAUUGAACAACUGAGGUAUGAACAGGGCAGCACCCCGGCGAAAUGUUUUUAGUCUAAGAGUACCACCUACGUUUGGAGCUCUCGUACAGUUAAUUUUCGACUUCUAAAUCCAACGUAACGUUUAAACUUGGAAUUGCAGAAGUAUUUGUAUUCUGAAAAGUGAAUAUUCAGGUUGUUUUAAGUUGUAAUUUUUUCUGCCCGUGGUACAUGUUUUAACUUAAUUUUUAGUUAUCCUACUAAGUUUUCAGGUGUAAGAAAACCGUUUUUCAGUCUUUCAAAAAUUUCAAUUGUCUGAUUUUGGGGAGUUAUGUUACCUGUGCAAGCUCAAUCCAUGAUCAAAGUUUAUCAGAUUGGUCACUUGGUUCUUUCCCUUCAAUAUCUCAAGGGGGUCUUAUAAUGACCAAAAUAAAAUCUCAGGAAAGGUAGGAUUUGAUAGCUCAGUUUCAUCAGAAUCAGUAUUUUCCUCUCUUAGUCAAACAGUUUUUUUGUAAUUUCUGAUAAACCCUGUAAUUUUUUAGUUGACUAAUUCUCCUUCCUUCCUUUUUUUCUCUUUUUUUUCUUUCUUUUUUUGUACUGAGUCAUUUUAAGUUUUUAAAGUCACAAUUUGUUUGUCGCAGGAUUAUCUGCCGAUUCUCUUCGUGAACCGAUGAACCAUCUAGUUUUGGAAUAACUAUCAGAGGUUCACAGCAGGGAAUCCUUGUUGGAUACUUAAUUUUGGAUCUGAUUUUAGUGCUUUCAUUUUGCCAAGCUCCCUCGUUUUCUGUCUUAGCAGCUCGUAUCAUUUUAAUUUUGGGAAAAAAUAUUUGAAGGAGAUAAAGCCUCAAAGCUGUGCAAACUUUUUAUCGCAUAUAAGAAAAGGAAACUAAUAUGAUUACACUGUUUUAAAAAUCGUGCUCCUUCAUCUUUACCUGAACAAAUGCCCAGAAUAGUAAAUGGUCAUAGUUUUUCUACCAGAAUUCGUUUAACUUUUAAGAAAACCGAUUGUAUACAUUUUAUUUCUUCACUUAUAUUUAGUAUUUCUCAAAGCAAAGAAGAAGUUGCACGAUUUAGAAAACCUUUAAUUGCGUCGUUUCCCUUCUGCUUACCGCAAUCCAUUUUAUGACUCGCAAGUUUAAAUGAAGAAAGAAAUAUUUCUUUUUUCAUUUAUUUCAUUUUUUUAAAAUGACAAGAAAAGACUCAUCAUAAAUGAAAGCACUUGCAAUGUCAAUGUAUCUGUUUCCAAUACGCCACUAAUCAGUAUUGAAGGUGCCUUCUGUUAAUUCUAGUUCCAAUUUUUCUAGAGUAUUGAGUAGGAUUUUAUAUUUAUUAGAAUGAGGCAUUUAAUUUUUUGCAUUUCCAUGAACUUAGUCAUUUAAUACUUUUUGUUUUCUACAAAAAGUCUCCUUUUAGAGAGGAUUUGUAUCUACUUAUCUGAAAAGGUUCAAGAGAUUAAGUUGGUGGAAGUUAAUUUUUCGCUGUUAUGUUGAGAUAAAAUAACCUAAGAGCAUGAUGCCAGAUCAUUUGAGACACCACCCACCUACUGUGGUUGUCAUGAUCGGUUGACCUUUUAUAAUGCUGCUGUUGUAUCGUGCCAAUUACUAUUGGAUCAGGACAGUAGUGUAAUCAUUGGUGAGGGGGUGUUCAUUCAUGACUUUAGUGUGUGUUUUGCCACUCUGAGCCCUCAAGAAAUCGCCUAACACCAGGGAUGAACUGAUCGCUCUUUCUCAUGAAAUUUGUCAUUUUUUAUUAACGGAUGGUCCAUUCUGCAGAGCGAUGAUUGACUUUUCCCUCUUAUUGUCAUAUUUUUAUCAGACAGCUUGUCCCAGGCAAUAACCAUAACCGCAUCAACAGCAUAACUAUCUCUUAAGUUCGCGCCUUUUUGUUGUAAAAGUUGUGGAUCCAGCAGAGACAAGUCCAUGAUCAACUUGCUAGCCUGUUUGAAGAACACUGUGUAAAAGCACACUGUCAGAUCAUGAAUUUAGCUCUCAGGUUGUUCGACUGGUUCUUAGACACUACUUUUGUACCAUGUUAAGUCUACUAUGUUACUAUGUUAUGGAAAUUCCCUAAAAUAACCAUGGAAUCACAUGCUUCAGUGAAUGCUACGUGGCAAUUGAGAGGCUGCGACAAGCCACCGGGUCUGACAAUCGCUUUUUCUAUUUUGCUCCAGGUACAGGCAAAGCCAAAGUUCCUUAAGAGGGGCUCUUGUGCUUGCAUUUCAAGUUUUCAACAAUGGACCCUGAUGGUCAUUCGGACCAUGUUAAGCAGAAAGGAAUCAAGCAAAAUCAGCUAUUGCUAAAUUUAAUUGGGCGUUUUAAUUAUUUACAUAAAAGGUUAUGCGGAGUUAUGUGUACAUUUCAGUGAAUUUUCUGUACAGUCCAAAGCAAAUUCCAUAAAAUUUUCAAAAGAACUCUCAUGGACGUUCUCUUGUAAAAAAAUAAAUCGCCCAUUUGAAUUUGGCAAUAGCUGAUGUGGCUUGUUUCCUUUCUGCUAACUGCGCAUUUGAUGCUUCUGAACUGUCACUGGCAGCAUUGAUUGUUAAAUUUCUAUUAUUUUCAGCAUAUUGCCAAUGAAAAUUUGAAAAAAUUUAAUUUGAUUGCAGUGUUUCAGUUAUCAUACCUCCCGUUAGUUUUCAAAGACAAGUAGACCAGUUGUAUUUUCUGAAAAUUUUACAGAAUAUUUCCAUGGUAAUGUAAAGAAAAGUGUCAAGAAUAAGAGGACGGAUUUGAACUGAAAUCAGCCGGACUGCGUCACCCUUCACCUUUCUCUCGUGUUUUCUUUUUUUUUACAUAGAACUAAACUACUGAAUGCUUUCAAAAUUUCUGUAAACUUUGCCCUAGAUUAUGAAGAAUAUACCCUAAAAUGUUUUCAAGGCUCGGUUGUUUGGUUAUCUGUUCAAAAAGUAAAACAUCAUAGAAAACGAGGCAAUGUCUGAUGCAGUUAGGUUGAUUCCGCUGAAAUUGGUCCAAAUGUAAAUAAGUUUAAGAAAAAGUGUUUGGAAAUCUGGAAUCCAAGAUAUGCAUUGAAUUUUUGCUAGUGAUAAAUGACAGUGCAGUUCUUCUGCUACAGUAGAUGGUAGUCUCCAAGAUGUUUUAUACAUUUGUACAUUUUAUCCCUUAAAGCUUGUGGCUAGUUAGGACUUCACACUGUAAUAAUGAAAGUAAAGAAUAAAAAAAUUUCAAAGCAAA